GGCGGAGCUGCGGCCGCUGGCGGGGCCGGAGGCGGGCGGGGACCGGCUCUGCGCGGCGCCGCUGCCUCGCUGCGCUGCCUGCGCUGCCUCCGCCGCUGCCGGGGCGCGGGGCCGGGCCCGCUGCGCGGGGCUGUGCGGUUGCCACCACACCCUCGUCCCCUGCCAUGGGCCCCCCCCAGCCCGGCCUGGGGAUGCUGGCAUAGCAGCAGUGCCUGCAUCCAGAGGAGCCGUGCUGGGACCCCCUUCCCACCGGGACACCCUCCCCUCUCCGGGCACAAGCCAUGGAUGCCCACGUGGACCUGCUGACCGAGCUGCAGCUGCUGGACAAGGUGCCCACGCUGGAGAGGCUGCGGGCAGCCCAGAAACGGAGAGCCCAGCAGCUGAAGAAAUGGGCCCAGUACGAGAAGGAGAUGCAGCACAAGAAGAGGAAGCACGAGAAGAAGAGAAAUGCUGUGAGCAGAAAGAAAGUGUCUUUUGAAGCCAGCGUUGCUCUGCUGGAGGCUUCUCUGAGGAAUGACGUGGAGGAAGUGUGUUACCUGCUGAAGAGCAACAUCAGCCCCGACCUGUGCAAUGAGGAUGGAUUAACUGCGCUGCACCAGUGCUGCAUAGACAACUAUGAGGACAUAGUGAAGCUCCUCCUCAGCCACGGGGCCAAUGUCAACGCCAAGGACAACGAGCUGUGGACCCCUCUGCACGCAGCAGCCACGUGUGGCCACAUCAACCUGGUGAAGAUCCUCAUCCAGCAUGGAGCAGACCUGUUGGCAGUCAAUGCAGAUGGCAACAUGCCAUAUGACCUCUGUGAAGAUGAGCCAACCCUGGAUGUCAUUGAGACUUGCAUGGCCUACCAAGGGAUUACCCAGGAAAGGAUCAAUGAGAUGCGAGCUGCCCCGGAGCAGGUCAUGAUCUGUGACAUUCAUGACAUACUUGCAACUGGACAGGACCUGAACAGGACUGAUGCCCAAGGUGCUACGCUGCUGCAUAUAGCUGCAGCCAAUGGUUAUCUGCAUGCAGCUGAAGUGCUUCUUGACCAGGGGGCAAGCCUGGAUGUGAAGGACUGGGAUGGCUGGGAACCUCUGCACGCUGCUGCUUUCUGGGGACAGAUGCAGAUGGCUGAAUUGCUCGUGUCCCAUGGAGCCAGUUUGAGUGCCAGGACAUCUUUGGAUGAGAUGCCAAUAGAUCUGUGUGAAGAGGAGGAAUUCAAAGUGCUGCUUCUGGAGCUGAAACACAAACACGAUGUGAUCAUGAAGUCUCAGAUGAGGCAUAAAUCGUCCCUGAGCCGCAGGACGUCCAGCACGGGCAGCCGGGGGAAGGUGGUGAGGAGGGCCAGCCUCUCGGACCGGACAAACCUCUACAGGAAGGAGUGCGAGAAGGAGGCCAUGGUGUGGCAGCAGCUGGGGGCAGCAGAGGAAGGAAGAAACUCAGGUCUCGUUGGAGAAAUUGGGGAGACUCGGUCUGACCAGGAGAAUACAGACCCUAACUCAGUGCUGGAGAACUCCUCCCUGCUGCCGGAGCUGGCCAACAAGAGCACGCAGUGUGACACGGAGAUGCCUGUGCAGAACGGACUGAUGGCCUCUGCCAGCCCCUACCAGUACAGCUUUCCCAACGGGGACGUCUGGAGCGUGCACGCCGAGCCCGCCGGCAGCCCCGGGCACGCGCUGCCCUACGGCGGCCCCGGCCUGCCCGAGGCCCCGCACUUCUGGGCUGCCUACAAGGAGCACAACCACCAGACGCUGUCGGAGCUGAAGCGGCAGCGAGCCGCGGCCAAACUGCUGCAGCACCCCUUCCUCAGCACCCACUUCAGCGCCGGCGUGGCGGGGGUCGCCGAGAGCGUGGGCGAGGCCAAGGCGCACUUAAUGGAGUCCAGGACUUCCCCCUACAGCUCCAAUGGGACCUCGGUGUAUUACACAGUGUCCAGUGGUGACCCUCCCCUCUUGAAAUUCAAAGCUCCCAUGGAGGAGAUGGAAGAGAAGGUGCACGGGUGCUGCAGGAUUUCCUAGCCUGGGCUGUGUCUCAUCCCAGAGGCAGUGAGGCGUGGGUGGGCUGGUUGGAUCUAUCUCAGUGGGCAGGUUGUUUGCAUUCCAAAGGGAGGAUUUGGUUCUGGACAUCCUGACUGUGGCAGCCUUGUUCAUCUCGAAUUGUACUUUACCCUGCCAAUUACUUCCAUUGCAGCUGGAUGAGGAAUGCAGGUGGAGCAAGGCUCUUAGGAGAGGAAGGGAUGCACAUCAAUACGGUGUCAAGAGUCUCCUUAGUCUUGCUCCCUGGGGAAGAAGGUAUGGUGUGCUGCCUCCCCAUCCUUGGGAAGCCAUGAGAUGCCUUGGAACAAAGAAAGGAUCUGAAUUCAAACCUUUGUGUCUGAGCUUCUUGCUGUAUGUCACCGAGCAGCUGGAAGGUGACAGUUCAGACCUGUUUUCACUCCUGGGUGAUGCACAUAUCCUGGAGGGGAGGUCAGCCCUCAUGUGAGGUUUGCAAGAGUGGACAGAGCUGUUUUCCACACAGCUGGAUCCAGCACUUCCUGGGCCAGAGCAACAAGCAAGCACAGAUGCUGCACUUAGGAAGUUUGCAAGGUGUUACCUCCUUGCAGUGACAGCUCACCAUCACAAACUGUGCACUGGCUGGGUCUUGUUCUGCUCGUGUCAGCUCGUCACUGCAGACUGCCAUCAGGUUUGAAGCAGAACUUUUCCUGGGACAGGCUUCACUCAAUAGGCUUUAAAACUGAUGUUGCAAUAAAGGGGCCCUGGCAAUAGAAUUUUACUGCAAUAAAAUACUGACAAAGGUCUAUAUUGGGAUAAGUAAUUUAAAAGAACUUAUUUGUACUAUUUAGACUCUUAAUUUGUUAAAACUGAAAAGACUUUUGUUGAUCUCACUUUCCUAUUGAUUCUGUUUGUUUACUCUGUACACUCAACACAGAUACUAGGGGCAAUAUGCUUUGAGUUCUGAUUUUUUCUGUAUUUCCAGAACCACAGGGCUCAGGAAGGAUGGGAAGAAAAGGCUUGCCAAUAACCUGGGAACACCAUGAAAGCAUUUCUAAUCCCUUAGAUGUGACGACACUUGCAUUAGCCUGCAGUCUUUGGCUGAGGAAUAACUUUAACCAUUGCUGUGGUAGCUGAACCAGUUGUCCUGCUGCAGCAGGACAGGAGAUGUUUCCUUUUGUUUUCCAGCUCCCUUGCUGAAGCUGUCAGCAGUGGGCAGCAGGUGGCAGAGGAAGGUUUAGGUGCCCCAGUGUCUGUGGGGGUUGCCUGACACCAUCAGUACCUAACAAAGCCUCUCUGCUGUGGAGCAGCUGCAGUGCCAGCACUGUGCUGUUCAGGUGAGCUCUGACAGCCCACCUGGCAGACACUGGCACGGGGUAAGCUGGGGCUUUGGCACUGGCUUUGCAGCAACUUCAGGCUUUGUGUCCCUGGGGGAGGUGAGAGUGUGGGACAGCUCUGAGGAACUGGCCACACUUCUGUUGUAUCUAAGAAGCAACUGUAAAUCUUUAACUCCUCUGUCACACACGUAACUGUUUGCCUGCAUGAAUUUGUGUCUUCUUGGGCAGCUUAAAUUCCAAACUCUGAAGACAUAAACCUGUUUGGGUCUCUGUAAGCCAUCAAUGGGUUAAAUCCAGCUCAUGUAGUUGUGCUUCAGCCAAGCAACAGCAAAUGCAGCUUCCAUCCAUCUUCCUUUUAUCUGGAGCCUGUUGGACAUCAAUAUUCCCCUUCACAUGUGCUCUCCCUCUGUGGGGAUCCUCACAGCCUUAACUUUUUUCUAGGCUAUAACAAGUUCUGAGGCUGCCAGUGACUGUUAAAUGCUACCCUGUGCCCCCCGUGGAAUCCACCCAUUGCUGGGGCUGGAUGCAUUCCCCUGCAGGGCUCUGGGCUCCUCGAGGCACCAGAGGUGGCUGUGUCACCACCCCUGCCACACUGUGCUGGACCUGUGAGGUACCAGGCUGACAAUUUAAUGGUUUGAAUUACCCGAAGAUAGAAUUCUCUUUUCUCACCAGUUUUAGGUGCAAACUAGAAAGGGGUAGCAGUUGAUGUGGUUCACUUAAAACUGUGGUUCUGCUAAAGGCAGAGUUUGAAGCAUUCAGAGAAGUUGGGCUCCCUCCGUUGUUGAAACAUGCUAAUUAUAGCACUAGAAAAUACUCCUUGUGCUUGACCUUAAGGGAUUUUUAAAGUCAUUCUCUAGCAGUAAGAGGAUGAUUUGGUAACUGGAAAGACUUUACUGCAUCUGUGUGUGGUUAACAGUGGAUUUUCUGAUUACCUUGAGUACAUUAUUCUGGGAUAACACCAAGUGUGGCCUGGCUAUUACAGAACAGGGGAGAUGAACCUUCAGGUGCCUCUCUUUUCCUGUGGUGGUGAGGUUUGUCUCUCCACGUCCACCCUGAUGAGAUUUCUGAACUCACUCUAACAAAUUUUGGUGCCGCUAUCUGCUAGGUUUUAUAUGGUGCAAAAUUUGGGCCCAGAUGUUGCCUUCCCUCCCAGCACAGGAGGAGUAGGGCCCUUUUCCUUCUCAGAACAACUUUGUGCUAGCAAGUGUAUCGAACCCUGCCUAAUUCCAAGGAAAUGAAAAGAUCACUGAGUGCAAUAUUGUAAAGUAGUUUGAGGCCUGCUUUCACUGAGAGCUGUUAAUAUAUUAAAACUGCAGGAAACCAGUCCAUUUUAGACAAACAGCUUUUUGGCUUCCAUUGGUAUUUCACAUAAGUGAAACUCUGGGAACUCAUCAUCCUAGCUGUGAAGUCUAGUGGUGUCUGAUCGAUGUAAUCCAUUCUUAAUCAGACAGGAGAGUUAUUAAUGGGAAGAGGAGAAAUGGAUAAAUCUUGCAGGAUGUUUCACAGCCCUACCAUGCAUUUACCUACCACAGGCUUUGGGCUGAAGUUGCACCAGGGCUGGAAGGCUGUUGAAGAAUGGCCUGGAAUGGAUUCCUGCUGCUGUGUGGUGACAUUUGGGAUAUAAUGGUCACUGCCUGUGGAGCACUGGCAGAGCUGUUGGUUGUAGGUCUGGGAUGAGGGAUUCUGUAAGGUGGAUAAUAAACCUGCCUCUGGUGAGCUAUUUUGUGGCUUUUGGAGGAAUAAAAAACAUAUAUAUUCUCUUACAUGGACAUCGUAGCAGCCUGCCUCUAGGAAUAACACCUUUCACUGUAAAAUUUAGCAGUGUUACAACAGAGGGGUUUUGAUAUCUGUGUGUUUUAAAGGCUAUCCAGAGAAAAGCUCUGAGGUACAGAGCAGAGGGCACUUAGCUGUUUCAUGGGAUCUUAAUAUGGCUAAAAAGCUGUAGAACCUAGAAAUCAUGUUGUGAAGGGCAUAUCUUAGUUUAUUAGAGGAGCAUUUAAGGUUUUUAUGAUAUACUGAGUGGUUUAGAGAUCAAUAAAUAUCUAAUUACAGAUUCAAGGCCAGAUUAGAGUCCCAAUUCAGUUACCAGUGAGCCAAGUGAGGUUGUAGUUGUUCAUAGAGACUGUGCAAAGAUCUGAGAAUGUGAAUGUACUGACAGGUCUAUUGCAGGCAGAGCUGCACAAGAAUAACCCUUCCUCUCUUCACAGCAUUUUCCUGUGUGCUGAAUUUGUACUGUUUCUAGCAAACUAAGUGGUUGAUGAGAACAACUUUACAUUCCACGUUGAAAGAAAUUUGUUAGAUGGAGAAAAAGGUGUCUUUCAAAACAAUGUCUGUACUUUAGUGAGCUCAGCUGAGGAAGCCCCAGCACUGAAAUGUUAGAUAAGGGCUUAAGUCCCAUUGCUGGGAUCUGUUUGAAAUCAGACCUGGAUCUGUGCUUCACAUAGCACAUGAUGUCAUUUCAGCCCACCUAAUUUCACUUCUUUGGUGCUCCUGAAUCUUAAAACCCUCCCAAUUUUGGGAAGAACUGACUCCAGCUGAUGUGAUUCUGUGCCAUCUUGGA
Prinia subflava (tawny-flanked prinia) is the source of this 5867-nucleotide messenger RNA. RefSeq names its product protein phosphatase 1 regulatory subunit 16B (gene PPP1R16B). Gene Ontology annotation, biological process: regulation of sprouting angiogenesis; establishment of endothelial barrier. Gene Ontology annotation, molecular function: enzyme inhibitor activity; myosin phosphatase regulator activity; protein binding. Gene Ontology annotation, cellular component: cytoplasm. The coding region runs from base 282 to 1997 and encodes 571 amino acids. The transcript has 11 exons. Lineage: Eukaryota; Metazoa; Chordata; Aves; Passeriformes; Cisticolidae. The record is from RefSeq and is a predicted model, not a curated record.